Molecule: messenger RNA, 339 nt
Organism: Sphenostylis stenocarpa
Lineage: Eukaryota; Viridiplantae; Streptophyta; Magnoliopsida; Fabales; Fabaceae
Source: the annotation of a GenBank genome assembly
AUGUUUCGGUUUUUCUCUCCCAUUCGUCAUGGUCGUGGAUCUUCCCUCAUAUCUCUCCUCGCUCCGAAACCCGCGCUUCCAUUCGACGCUGCUAUGCGACCUCGCUGCUUACCUCAAAACGACGGUACUCUUCGAAUCUCUCUGCUUUCACUUUCGUCGUUUUUUAAAUAUAGAAACGAAUCGACUCGUCUUUUGUUUCGGUACUCGAAACUAAGGAAAUUGAAAAUCGGAGGGAUUGUUAUGUUUGUACUUUUGACGGCGUCGUUCCAUUGUGUGGAUGUAGAGGUUAGAGACGAUGUUUGUUUUCAAAGCGGAGAAAAAAGGAUUGUGGCAAGGUGA